Messenger RNA from Lecanosticta acicola, 1098 nucleotides. Lineage: Eukaryota; Fungi; Ascomycota; Dothideomycetes; Mycosphaerellales; Mycosphaerellaceae. The record is from the annotation of a GenBank genome assembly.
AUGGAAGGAUCUCACAUGAAGAUCACUCCGCAGAAGCCGGCGCACGAGGUGCCGUGCGGGCUUGAGCUAUGUCCACUCAAAGAAGACUCGGCGAAGGCUCGACAGGCUCAAAGCAGGUCUUCUGAUUCAAGCACAUACGAUGAUGCUGUACGAGCCAGCCAGAGUGCAGGCAAUGAUUCGUCAGCGCAGCAGUCUAUAUCAGCUGGAGCGACGAAGAAGUCAAAGAAGAGAAAUCAUAAAAACAAGAUUAAGACAGCGCAGGAGCCAGUAUUGGUGGAAGAAGGACGAAGAAACUCUACCACUGGGCCGAUUAACACCAAUAUCACCUACCAGCUGGAACUCUCUAACACCGACCGCAAAGGCGACAAGAAGAGGAAGUGCGCCUAUCGCCAUCCGGAUCAGCCCGUCAAGCGAAGACGCACGGACCUGGACUACGAUGAUGAUAUCUCAAAUGGAGCGAAUAUUGUGAAGGAUCGAACCUGCUUCUUCUGGUAUCAUGGAUGGUGCCCGAAAGAGAGUGAUGCUGCUCGUGGCCUUGGCCCACCUUGUGAUUAUAGGCAUUCCCUGACUGAUCGCCCUACUAUGGUGCAGUAUCCACCCAGAGACCACCACGGUGGCAUUGCUUGUGGCAAACAAUGGUGCCCGAUUGGUCGUGAUGCUACCAGCGAGCACCAGUACACCUCUUCGCUAGCCGGUCAUCAAGCAAGAGAGAGCUCGAGCGAGCCCUCAACACCUGGUGAAGGUAAAGGCGAAGGUGAAGGCGAAGGCUCGGGCAACCCCGACUCGGACACUACAUGCUUCUUCUGGUAUCACGGCUCAUGUGCGCGGUCCAAGGAUCCUCGAAAUGGCCACCGAUGCGGGUUCUUACAUGCAUUGACGGACCCGCCGACGAUGGUACAGCCUCCGCCUGGUUACAAGCACCGCACUCACUGUGAGAGAGAUUGGUGCCCAGGUGACGCGCGAGAGAGGUUUACCACCCUCAAAGACGCUCCGACGGUAGGUGAGCAGCAGUCGCCAGAGGACGCUGCUGGUCAAGGUAAGGCAGCCAGGGAUGAGGCACAACAACCCGACUGGUUCCUGAAGGGCUUCGAUUGGUGA